Molecule: messenger RNA, 1470 nt
Organism: Colletotrichum fioriniae
Lineage: Eukaryota; Fungi; Ascomycota; Sordariomycetes; Glomerellales; Glomerellaceae
Source: RefSeq, a predicted model, not a curated record
AUGUCUUUUACUCAUUUGACAGCUGCGCCUUCUACUACCUCCACAUCUACGACGCGGGACUACCCAAAGAUAGAUGUUGAGCUUUCGGUUAUUCCUUGCUCUGGGAGUGAGGGCUCAUGGACGCCAGAGGAGCACGUUCAUCCGAGGCAAUGGAGCCAGGCGCGGAAGGCAUAUGAUACAUGCUUGAUUGUCUUUCUCGAGUUCUUCACUACCAUGAUCAGCACCGCAGGAUCACCGAUUGCUGGACACAUUCACGGCGAUCUUAACCUAAGCCCAGUUGCAGCGACUUGCGUUUUCGUUUCAACAUAUCUCAUCGGUCAAACUGUUGGAGGAGUUUUCUUCCCACCCUGGUCAGAGUCCUUUGGCCGUAAGAAACUCUACGUAAUAAGCACUGGCCUUUACAGCCUGUCUUGCAUCCUCGUCGGCAGGAUACCAACGAUUCCUGGCAUUGUUGUCGGUCGUUUCAUUGGCGGACUGUUGUCGUCGGUCCCUACCAUUGUUGCCACGGGCAGUAUCGAAGACCUUUGGGAUACCAAUGCGCGAGUAUGGUGGCUAUACUGGUGGUCACUGGUCGCGAACCUCGGGAUAUUGACGGGGCCGGUCUUUAGUGACUUGGUCAUGAGAAUCACCGCAUGCGUCACUAUGCUGCUCCUCACAAUCAGGGAGUCCCGUCCCUCCGUCGUACUAGCGAGGGCCCAGGCACUCACCGAAGUCCAAGGCCCGAGCACGAACAUCACCUCACCGGGUAAGGUGUUCCCUUCAACGCACGAGAAGCUCGACCUCCUCCGCCCCCUGCGACUCUUCUUCACCGAGCCAAUUGUCUUCCUUGCUGCAGUCAUCAGUGCUAUAGCCUUUGGGCUCGUCUACCUCUUCACCGAAGUCCUACCUCUCGUCUACGUCGACAUGGGCUUUACCGACGCAUCGAUGAACCUACCCUUCCUCCCUCUUGCGAUUGGCAUGGUCUUCAGCGUGCUCACUCGUCUCUACGAUCGUCGCGUCCUUGCCAAAAAGAUGUCGAGGUCGCUACCACUCACACCCGAGUCGAAAUUCACAGGCUUCAUCCUCGGUGCGCCCCUAUUGGCGAUCUUUCUUUGGUGCUUCGCCUUCACUAUCCCACCCUAUACCACAUCGGUACACUGGGCUGUCCCGACGAUAGCGCUCAUACCCAUAGGCUACGCAGUCAAUGAGUUUGACUAUGUGCUGGCUGGAUAUCUCACCGACUGCUAUCAGACAUACUCGGCCAGCGCCUUUGCUGCCCUGUCCUUAUCGAGAUCAAUCCUCUGUUCGGCGUUUCCUCUGUUAGGAAGAGUACUAUUUGACUCCCUGGGUUUCAACGUCGCAACUUCCGUGUUUGCUACUCUAGCUACGGUUCUGUGUGCUGUACCCCCGGUGUUGUUGAGAUACGGGGGUACACUCAGAGCCAAAAGUGCGUUCGCGAGCAAGAACCCGAGAGACCUGGCGAGCUUGUGA